AUGCGGGCCGCCUGGGUGCUGCUGCCGGCGCUGGCCGCCCUGUCCGCCUACUAUGUGUACCUGCCGCUGCCCGGCGCCGUGUCCGACCCCUGGAAGCUGAUGCUGCUGGAUGCCACCUUCCGGGCGGUGCAGCAGACGUGUCACCUGAUUCACUAUCUGAGACUCAGCCAUCACUUGAUAGUUCUGAAUUAUUUGAUUUGCACCUUUGACAAGCUGAAGUCUGUCUCCUCUGAAGACAUUAAGAUCACGGAUGCAGUUUUUGAUGGUGUGGAAGUGCGAGUGUUUGAACCUCCUGCGAAGGGAGAUGAAAGCCUCAAGCGCAGCGUUGUUUACAUCCAUGGAGGGGGCUGGGCCUUGGCUAGUGCAAGAACAAGCCUUUACAACAAUCUCUGCAGAAUCAUGGCUGAAUCUCUGAAUGCUGUUGUUGUCUCUAUUGAAUACAGGCUGGUGCCCAAGGUGUGCUUCCCCGAGCAGUACCACGAUGCUCUUCGUGCAACAAAGCAUUUCCUGCAGCCUGAUGUCUUAGCUGAGUAUUCAGUGGACCCCAGUCGAAUUGCAAUCUCUGGGGACAGUGCAGGAGGGAAUUUGGCAGCUGCUGUGUGCCAGCAGCUUAGCAAAGACGAGGAUUUGACCGUCAGACCCAAACUGCAGGCCUUGAUCUACCCGGUCCUCCAGGCCUUUGACUUCAACACACCCUCCUACCAGCAGAACAUGAACAUGCCCGUGCUCCCUCGCUACGUCAUGGUCAACUACUGGAUCGACUACAUCAACGGCAACUACGAGCUGGCUCACGAGCUGCUGGUCAACAACCACACCGCCCUCAACGUGGGCCGCGCGCUCUCCUUCCGCGCGCGCCUCAACUGGACGGCGCUGCUGCCUCCCUCCUUCCGGAAGAGCUACAAGCCCGUGGUGCAGAGCACGGGCACGGCAGCCAUCGUGGAGCGGCUGCCGGCGCUGCUGGACGUGCGGGCGGUGCCGCUGCUGGCGGACGACGCCACGCUGGCGCGGCAGCCGCGCACCUACGUGCUGACCUGCGAGAACGACGUGCUGCGCGACGACGGCGCCAUGUACGCCACGCGCCUGGAGCGCGCCGGCGUGCCCGUCACCCUCGACCACUUCCACGACUGCUUCCACGGCUGCAUGAUCUUCACCGUGUGGCCCACGGAUUUCUCGGCCGGCGUGCAGACCAGGAACAGCUACAUCAAGUGGUUGGAUGAGAAUCUCUGAAGGGAGGGGCCCUGCUUGGGAGCACGGUGGGUGCGUGGCUCCGGUUCUGUUGUGGCGGAAGAGCGAUCAAUCAAAAAGUGCACUUUUCUGAAUUCUGACUUCACCGUUGGCUGCAGCUGCUGAGGGUACAGACCACUGACUGCAGCAUUUUCUAGCUCCAUUGGCCUUGUCCAGUAAAGCAUUUUUCUUUCAAACCAAUCUUUUAUCCACUUUCUCCCAGGUGACUAUUGGCAAACAUAAACACGUGUUGAACGGGGAGAUCAGGAUUCCUGCAGGAUUCUUACCCAGCUGUGACCUUCAAGCUUUGACUCUUAAUUAGGUACAAAGGCCGUGGCUUUCAAGUGAUGUGAGAUAAAUCCUAACACAUACAUCUACUUCUGAAUAUAUAAAAAUAUGAGCUAGUUUAUAGCAGUGUUGAGCAUCUGAUGUCACAGUGAGAGCACUCACCUUGGGCAGCAGGGUGAUGCAUUUGAAUGACAAGCACGGAUUUAGGUGUUGGCUUUUUGCCAUAGACAAACGACUGAUUUAAAUUUUUAAAAAUAUUUUUCACAAAAGCUCUUCUAGACAGUUAAAGUGAUGCUAAAUGAGUCUCUUAGCCAAACCUGUAAUUCAGCUUUGGAAUUUGGUCUUUACUGCCUUUUAAUAAAUAUAUUUUUAAAAGGUACAGGACUAAAUAUAUUUUCAAUAAAAAGUAUGAUAGCAUACACACAAAUAGGUAAGAUAAAAUACUAUGUGUAGCAGCAGAAUCCAGGUUUCCUGUGUGAGUGACCUUCAAAGCUGACUACUUACUUGGCUAAAGAAAGUGACUUAUUUGUUUUUAAAGCCUCAGUUGUACAACCUCCUUACAGAAAAUACUGACCUUACUACAAAUAGUCUGCUGUGUGGUUUGCACUAAUGUUUGUAAUUAAUAGUAGAUAUUUUUGUUCAUUGACUUUUAUUUUGUGUUUGUAGUUUUUAUUGUAUUUCCUGCUUCGUGAAAGGAGGAAAGCCAAGCAAAGAGAAGUGGACUCCAAUCUAUACAGAAGAUUUAAUUCUGAGCUUUGCAGCUGAGCUUUGUCUUGUAGCCUGCUCUAGGUAAGGUGAUCUCGCUACUGGGCAGCAAAUCUGUGCAGUUUGAGCCAGUCUAAAGUUCAGACAGGCAGGACAGGGGAGUGAAACCACUUUGUGACUGUCUGUUGUCCAGGCCACUCACAGCUUGCAGAAAUGAAGGUGGUGCCAAAAGUAGGCACAGAGGAGAGAGAGAUCAAAUUCUUCCUCAGCUUUAGCACAGACUUCCUGUGGGUCCCCAGAAGAACAGUGUCAUCUCCUUACACCCCACUUCUGCAAGGGAGGGAGUGAUUUCGUGCCUCACAAAGGAGCUGUGAAGCUGAACUUUAAGGCAUGGGUGGAGCACAUGGAUGUGAGCAUGACUGCAGGCACUCAGCACCUCCCAUGGCUUUUGACUUUCCAUCCUUCUGGGCUCGGGUCCUGCUGAGCAGUUUGCUCCCCUCUGUCCUAGAUCCUUUCAGGAACCCUAAGGUGAGGCUUCUUAGCCCCUGGAGAUCAUAACAAAGGGAAUUUCAUUAAAGCAUUCCUUACAGCAGGAUUAUGAAAAGUUGUUUAAAAAUCCCCAUCAGGUACUGGUAGAUCAAACUGCCUACUGACAUUUAAAAUAUAUACAGAGCAGUCCCCUUUCACUUGGAUUUAAAUUAAAUAGGAGAAUGGCUUUGCUGAAUCAUUGCUUCCUGGAAACACCAGGUUGUUAACGUGGUUGUGUGUAUUAAGAAAAACCAUUAAUGAGACAAGGCCUGGAUGUCAGCUCAGUCAUGCAGGCCAAAACUCAUUCCCAGCAUAGUUCACACAGAGAUCACAAGGCAAAGCCUUUUCAACAGUGGCCCAGAUUCUCCUUCCAUUUAGCAUUUACAAAGACUUGCUGGAAUUAGAGCAACCAAGUGACAAUCUGAAUCAGAGUAAAUUUUGAUCAAGAAACCCAAUUAACACUGCAGAGGAAUUCAAACUCUUUAUCUGGAUUUAAACCCUUUCCUCCUUUUCCCCAUAAACACAGCUUUGUAGAUUGUAUGCUCUAAACUGACAGCAACCAAAGUUAUGUCCAUUCAAAAGACAAGUUACUAAUCUGCCCCAGGGUCCUUUUCCUUUAUAUGGAGAGGGCUACAUUUACCUAACUUUAAACUAUAACUAAAAUAGUUUAAAAAAAAAUCACUAUACUGAGUUAUAACAACAAGCUUCUUCCUGAAUUUCCCACUUAAAGAGUAAACCCAUGUCAGAAAAGAUGUAAUGUAUAUCUACUCACUGUCAUUAGCAUAAUAUGUAGAUAUACUAUGAUUAUAUGUCAUAGUGUAACUGUAGUACUGGAAGAAAAUGGUUAAUAUUCCUAUAAAUCUUAUAAUAAUUAACUUUUCCUGAGAGAUUUCUGCAAAGCUUUAGCUCAGCAUUUGUUUAUAGCUAAGUUAUAAAUACGUUACAAACCUAAAAUAUAAUUGCUGCUGGUUUUUUUUAAACUGAAAUGAAAGGGAGAUCUGGAAUAUAUAUAUAUAUACAUAUACAUAUAUAUAUAUAUAUUCAUGGAGUCGGUUGUAAAUUUCCUUCAUGCACUGAAGCACAUUAAAGUCUUGGCACAAGGAAUGGCAGUUAGUUUAUAACUGGAGUGAACGUGUUUACGAAGCCGUCAGCAGCCUGGUAGCCGAGAUCACAGCCCCACGUGGAUGUGAUGUGCAGUAUUGACUACUUCUGUCAAAGCAUCUGGACUACUUUCAUCUUGCAGCCAUGUGGUUUAAUACCUGAGAGCUGCAGAGAUACCUGAGGGAUCCCACAACAUGGGAAAAAAGAGGUCUGAGUUCCAGCUCUGAAAAGACCUUUAGUGCACAGCUGCACAAGACACUGAUCAAAUUCAGCGUAAACCUUGAGGGAAUGUUUGUCCCAACCCAGCUCUCCUCCUGCUGUGCUUUGUCCCCAUCUGCACACACUCCCCAUGCCCCAGACUGGAAGUUCAGGGUUGUUUCCAGCUGUGUUGCUACCAGCUUCCAGGAACUGACUCAGGGUUACAGAAAGCAGAUGCCUGAUAGCAAGGGAUUAAGGUUGAUCCAUUUCACAACACCUGGAUUUGUUCCUGCAUUUUCCUACGUCUCCAAGUGUUUCCUCGGGCACAUCUUGCACCUUCAUCCCUUGGUUAUUUCACAAAGCAGUUUAGGGCACUUGGCACGUUGUAGGAUCAGAGCAAGUGUUUUUAGCAAUAUUUCACCUGUGCAUGGUAGAGUCUUUUCAGGGGAGAUGUUCAAUAAGUUUGUUUUCUUAGAUACCUUUUGUAGGUGGUUUUUCUUCCCCUUCUACAAUUAGACUUUAUCCCUCUUUUGCAAAAAGACCUUGUUCCUGAUGGCUAUCGAAGCAUUUCAGUUGACAGCUUAGUUAAAAAAAAAAAAGAAAAAAAGAAAAGCAAAAUCAACUUGCAUAACAGAACCUAUAGUCUUUCUUGUCCUGUUUUCAUAGACCUGAGAAAUAUAUUAGUGAGUCCCCAGUAUUUUGACUAAUAUUUGCAGGAAUAGAUGGAGAUUUUGUCUCCCUAGCUGAGGAUCUCUUAAAGGAUGGGUGUUCAGCAUUUCUGGAAGCCCAGACCUCUUUCAAGAGGUUUCAUGAUGCAUAAAAUUUACAAAUAAGUUGAAUUUCCUAAUCUUCAUCUAAGUAAUUCCAGAACUGCAUUCCCAGUCAAAGCAGAAAGGCCAUGAUGAGUUUUAAGCCCUACAAACUAAAUAGAAGUACUUCAUCUUUAAAACACUAUUUUUUAGUAUUUGGCCUCUAUAUUUUUUCAUCUCUUACCACAUUUUACUAGAAACUUUUAAAAAUAAAAAUAUUGGAAGCAGGUAAACUUGAGUUAAACCUUUUAAGCUGCUAUGAUCUGUAACAAUUAUAUUGUUUAAAAAAAAUAAAUCUAAAACCAGCUGGUUUAAUGUUCUCAUAUUUAUGAUGUUCAAAAGCCCAACAUACAACAUACUUGAUGUGAAUGCAUUCAAUACCUUAUGUACGACUGGUUUUUGCUUUUUGUCCCAGAAUAGGGGAAAGAUGUGUAAGAUCUCAUUAGCAAGUGUACUUUGAGAUGUGCUAUCAAAAUGAAGAACAAAUAAAUAAAGUGAAAUAUACUUGUGA
Sturnus vulgaris (Common starling) is the source of this 5364-nucleotide messenger RNA. RefSeq names its product neutral cholesterol ester hydrolase 1 (gene NCEH1). Lineage: Eukaryota; Metazoa; Chordata; Aves; Passeriformes; Sturnidae. The record is from RefSeq and is a predicted model, not a curated record. Gene Ontology annotation, molecular function: carboxylic ester hydrolase activity. Gene Ontology annotation, cellular component: membrane.